AUGAAGAGGGUGGAUAAGACUUCUUCAUCUUAUGCUCUAACUAAGCUGUUUUAUUCUGACUCUGUCCUUACAGAACUCAUACAGAGAGUUAAAGAGGAACAUAAAGCCAGUCUGAAGAAUAAGUUUAGGUUUGUGUUUGAAGGCACUGAAGAGGAAGAAACUUCCCUGAACAGCAUCUACACACAGCUCUAUAUCACACUGGGAGAGAAUGAAGGAGUUAAUAAAGAACAUGAGGUUUGGCAGAUUGAAUAUACAUCCAGGAGAGAAACAUCGUCAGACACUCCAAUCAACUCUAAUGACAUAUUCAAACCCUUAGCUGGACAAGAGAACGAAGAGAAGAGACCCAUCAAAACUGUGCUGACAAAGGGCAUUGCUGGCAUUGGAAAAACAGUCUCCGUGCAGAAGUUCGUCCUUGACUGGGCCGAAGGAAAAGCCAAUCAGGAUUUGGAUUUCAUCUUUGUGCUCCCUUUCAGAGAGCUGCAUUCAAUCAAAGAUGAUGAAUUAAGUCUUCAUGGACUUAUAAAUGACUUCCACCCUGAACUUACAGAGAUAGAAAACGCAAAGAUAUAUGCUACGAGCAAAGUUCUGUUCAUCUUUGAUGGUCUGGAUGAAAAGCGACAUCCACUAAAAUUCAAUACCAAGAGGGUGACUGAUGUUACAAAGACAGGUAACAAUGUAGAUGUAUUGGUGACAAACCUCAUUGAGGAGAAGCUGCUUCCCAAAGCUCUGAUCUGGAUAACCUCUAGACCUGCAGCAGCCAAUCAGAUUCCCCGUAGAUACAUCAACCUGGUGACCGAAGUACGAGGGUUCGAUGAGCGACAGAAAGAGGAGUACUUCAAGAAGAGGGUCAAGAAUGGGGAAGUGGCCAGAAGAAUCAUUGCACACAUUACAACAUCAAGAACCUUCAAAAUCAUGUGCCACAUACCAGUCUUCUGUUGGAUUUCCGCUAAGGUUCUUGAGGAACUGUUGAGAGAAAAUGUGAAUGGAGAAAUCCCUACAACUCUGACUGAGAUGUACACUCACUUUCUGCUCAUUCAAAUACAACUGGCACAAAAGGAUCCUGGGCAUGAGAGAGAUAAACAGAAGAUCUGGGAAUCAAAUAAAGACUUCCUUCUGAAACUGGGAAAGYUAGCGUUUGAACAUCUGGAGAAACGCAAUCUCAUGUUCUAUGAGGAAGACCUGAAUGAAUAUGGCAUUGACAUCAGUGAAGUUGCAGUCUACYCUGCGUUGUGCACAGAAAUCUUUAAAGAAGAGAAGGUGUACAAAAAGAAGGUGUACUGCUUCAUGCAUCUGACCAUUCAGGAGUUUGUUGCUGCCCUCUUUGUUUUCCACUGUUUCACAACCAAGAGCCUCAAGACGUCAUCGAGCCUCAGGUCUUUCCUGAUGGAAGGUUCAGAACCAUAUCUCAAAGCUAUAUUGGAGAAGGAGCCUGUAGACCUUCCCUUGGAUGAGUUGGUGGAGAUUGCCAUGUACAAUUCUGUGUCUAGAGAAAAUGGAGAGAUGGACAUGUUCCUCCGCUUCCUUCUUGGAAUGUCUAUGGAAUCYGUUCAGUGCCUCCUACAAGGCCUGCUGCCAAAGACAGAGAACAGUUCAGAGAUUGUUAAAGAAAUGAAGAUAAUACUUAAGGAGAUGGAUCUAAUGGAUGUCUCCCCUGAGAGGUGCCUCAAUCUCUUCUCUUUGACUGAAGAAGUUAAAGACUAUUCCCUACAUGAAGACAUUCAGAGAUAUCUGUCAGAAAAGGAAGCAGACAGAGAGCUCUCACCCGCUCAUUGCUCAGUACAGGCCUAUGUACUUCUGAUGUCAGAGAAGGUGUUGGAUGAGUUUGUCCUGAAGAAAUAUAAAACCUCCCAAAAGGGKUUUUUCAGACUUCUUCCAGCUGUGAGGAACUGCAGAAAGGCAAUGUAAGAAAGAUYGUCAAAAUUCACACAUUCCAAAUAACAAUGAAUAUACUGAAUUGUUAUUGUUUUCAUUACCCAUUACCUCUUUGACCCGAACUGCAAUAGGCAURCUGUUGAGAAAUCAGCAUAGUCUGUAUUUGGAUGGCUGUUAGUAUGGAACGUAUGCACUGGUGUAGCUCAGUUUCUCCGGACCCCCAUAAAGUCGGCAUUUAGGACCCCCCCCAAUGAUGUGGUUAUCUUCGGUAAUAUGGCACGACCUUGAUCAGAUAAAGCUUUUGUGCUGCGUUUUUGUGCACAACUUGGUCUUACCUUUUGUUUAUCCAUCUUGGACAAUGCACUCACUCUCCAGCCGAGUCCGACCUGAUUCACUAACUUUUWAAAAACUUGAUAGCAAAUUAACUGAGGAAGCAGAGGCAGGCAGCAAUUAGAUGCAUGAAAACGAUAUUGUCUGAUUCACCUACCACCCAUGUAGAUUGGACACCGUGCUUGCUACAUGUGGAAAUUAAAAAGGAGGGUUACUGUCAAAAUUAUUUCUUUAAAUAUUUUUAUAAAAUUCAGACACAGGUGUGAGAUGACGGGCGCAUGGGCCCCCAGAGUAUACUAGACCCACUUAAUCUCGCACGCCCAACUAUAAGAGGUAGGCUACUUAACUGAAUGUUAUUUUCUUAGCCAGGCCCAUCUCUUCAAAGAAAACACAAUUUAAUGAUAUCUCUACUUGAGCAAAAUAAUUAGUUUUGUUGUGAUCACAAGAAAAUCCUAAUAAUUUAGGUAAAUAGCGCCACAGUCAGGGAGAAAAAUCUUAAUGUUCAAUCAUAAAGUGAGAACAAUUAGUUUCCCUGGCUGAUAUGGCUGCUACUUUAACAG
This is a messenger RNA of Salvelinus sp. IW2-2015, 2762 nucleotides long. The record is from RefSeq and is a predicted model, not a curated record. Lineage: Eukaryota; Metazoa; Chordata; Actinopteri; Salmoniformes; Salmonidae.